This is a messenger RNA of Cebus imitator (Panamanian white-faced capuchin), 2195 nucleotides long. RefSeq names its product peptidyl arginine deiminase 6 (gene PADI6). Gene Ontology annotation, cellular component: cytoplasm. The record is from RefSeq and is a predicted model, not a curated record. The coding region runs from base 1 to 2058 and encodes 685 amino acids. The transcript is spliced from 16 exons. Lineage: Eukaryota; Metazoa; Chordata; Mammalia; Primates; Cebidae. Gene Ontology annotation, molecular function: calcium ion binding; protein-arginine deiminase activity.
AUGUCCUUCCAGAAUAUCAUCCGCCUGUCCCUGGACAGUCCUGCCCAUGCGGUUUGUGUGAUGGGCACAGAAAUCUGCUUGGAUCUCAGCGGGUGUGCCCCUGAGAAGUGCCAGUGCUUCACCAUCCGUGGCUCUGGGAGGGUCAUGAUCGACGUGGCCAACACAGUGAUUUCUGAGAAGGAGAGCGCCACUAUCUGGUGGCCCCUGUCUGAUGCCACCUACGCCACAGUGAAGAUGAUCUCGCCCAGUCCUUCCAUGGAUGGGGACAAGGUCUCGGUCAAGUACUAUGGGCUCAACGAGGAUGCACCUGUGGGCAAGGCUGUGCUGUAUCUCACUGGCAUUGAGGUCUCCCUAGAGGCAGACAUCUACCGCAAUGGGCAAGUUGAGGUGUCAAGAGACAAACAGGCUAAGAAAAAAUGGACCUGGGGUCCCAGUGGUUGGGGCGCCAUCCUGCUUGUGAAUUGCAACCUUGCUGAUGCAGGCCAGCAACUUGAGGACAAGACCAACAGAGUGAUCUUCUCAGAGGAAAUAAAGAAUCUGUCUCAGAUGACACUGAAGGUCCAAGGCCCCAGCUGCCUCUUAAAGAAAUAUCGGCUGGUCCUCCACACCUCCGAGGAAGAGUCGAAGAAGGCGAGAGUCUACUGGCCCCGAAAAGACAACUCCAGUACCUUUGAGUUGGUGCUGGGGCCCAGCCAGCAUGCCUACACCUUGGCCCUCCUCGGGGACCACUUGAAAGAGACCUUCUACCUCGAAGCUAUGGUGUUUCCGUCCGCUGAAUUCUCAGGCCUGAUCACCUACUCUGUAUCCCUGGUGGAGGAGUCUCAAGACCCAUUAAUUCCAGAGACUCCACUGUACAAAGACACGGUGGUGUUUCGGGUGGCCCCCUGCAUCUUCAUUCCCUGCACCCAGGUGCCUCUGGAGGUUUAUCUGUGCAGGGAGCUGCAGCUGCAGGGUUUUGUGGACACAGUGACGGAGCUGAGUGAGAAGAGCAACAGCCAGGUGGCCUCUGUCUAUGAGGACCCCAGCCGCCUGGGAAGGUGGCUCCAGGAUGAGAUGGCCUUCUGCUACACCCAGGCGCCCCACAAGACCACAUCCUUGAUCCUCGACACGCCUCGAGCCCCCAAUCUCGAUGAGUUCCCCAUGAAAUACUCACUGAGCCCCGGUAUUGGCUACAUGACCCACAACACUGAAGACCAUAAAGUGGCCAGCAUGGAUUCCAUCGGGAAUGUGAUGGUGUCCCCACCUGUCAAGGUCCAAGGGAAAGAAUACCCACUGGGAAGAAUCCUCAUGGGCAGCAGCUUUUACCCCAGCGUGGAGGGCCGGGCCAUGAGUAAGACCCUCCGAGACUUCCUCUAUGCCCAGCAGGUCCAAGCACCGGUGGAGCUCUACUCUGAUUGGCUAAUGACUGGCCACGUGGAUGAGUUCAUGUGCUUCAUCCCCACAGAUGAGAAGAGUGAGGGCAAAAAGGGCUUCCAGCUGCUCCUGGCCAGCCCCGGUGCCUGCUACAAACUCUUCCAAGAGAAACAGAAGGAAGGCUAUGGUGAUGCUUUUCUGUUUGACGGAGUUAGAGCAGAUCAGCUCCUGUCUAACAGAAGGGAAGCCAAAACCAUCGACCAACUUUUGGCUGAUGAAAGCCUGAGGAAGCAGAAUGAAUACGUGGAGAAGUGUAUUCAUCUGAACCACGACAUCCUGAAGACAGAGCUGGGCCUGGUGGAACAGGACAUCAUUGAGAUUCCCCAGCUGUUCUGCUUGGAGAAGCUGACCAAUGUUCCCUCUGAUCAGCAGCCCAAGAGGCUCUUCGCAAGGCCAUACUUCCCUAACCUGCUGCAGAUGAUUGUGAUGGGCAAGAACCUGGGGAUCCCCAAGCCUUUUGGGCCCCAAAUCAAGGGUACCUGCUGCCUGGAAGAAAAGAUACGCUUCUUGCUAGAGCCCCUGGGCUUCAAGUGCACCUUCAUCAGUGACUUCGACUGCUACCUGGCAGAUGUGGGAGACAUCUGUGCCUGCGCCACCGUCCGCCGGGUGCCUUUUGCCUUCAAAUGGUGGAAGAUGGUGCCUUAGAUCCGGGCCCUGGAGUUACCAGCUCUGCCCCAGCAUGGAUGGCCCAUGUCACCAUGCAGCAGCAAGGCUCCUUGCCAAGUAGAGGAGGCUGGAGAGUCAAGGCAACACAACCCUUUCCUCCCCGUCCACCCUGACCC